CAGAUAUUACAAUACACUAUAUAAUUAAUAUAACCUCAUACCAAUUAACACAACAUGCUCACCGGGAACCAUUCUCUGCACAGCCGUUGGACUUUCUCAAUUGUUCCUUGCACAGGAACGGCAUUUGGUGCCAUAAUAGACUAAGUCUUACGUAACUUUGUAACAGUCCUCGAGAAGAAACAAAAGAAAACAGAAACAAAUAUUCACCUUCUCUACAACAAUAACUAAGCAAUACUACCAGAUACUCAACAUCGUCUUCUCAGUCCUCUCAAGCUAGCUCAACCUAGAACAACACCCAUAUAAAGCAUUUUUGCUUUCAAUUUAUUUAUAUUUCCUUUCCCCUAUCAUAAUCUCUGAAGAGAUCUAAGGGAUAAAUAUACCCACCAUUAUACCCACCAUCAACCAUUAUAAUUUCACUCCUCUGCCUCUAGUUGUGUUUUUGAUGUACCAAGAAUGUCUGUUGUCUAUUCUGACCACUCUACAAUGAAUUCUCCUUUAAACAAUAACUCUCCUUUAUAUGAUCAAUCUCCUUUUGGUGCUGGUCGAAAUGAUUUACUAAAUUAUUCAUAUGAUUUUACAACAAAUCUUCAAAUUACAAAUUAUGAAAAAAGUUUAAUUUUCAAGUUUUUGAUAAAUCAUUCUUUCAAUUAUUUGAUCACAAAUUAUCAAAAUAAAUUACAUGCUUCAAGUAUGCAAAAUAUGUGUCAAUUUGUGUUAUUAUUAUUCAAAAGAACAAACUUAUCAUUGCAACAAUUUCAAAAACUAUUAAUCAUAAUGAUUAGGUAUUUAAACAAGAAUCAAACAAUUGUUUUAUCAAUAAAGCAAAUCAUCAUUGGUUGCUUAAUCAAAAUCAUGGGUGUUGAUUCCAAAAAUUGGUCUCAAAUUACAGGGUUAUCUUUGGAAAAUUUAACAUUAUUGAAAAAUCAUAUAAAUCUUGAUCAUGAUGAAAUGAUUAUAACUGAAGAUGAAUUGUUAGAAUUAAAUGAUCAUAUGAAAUCAUUAGUUUAUUCCAAGUUUGAUGUCAUUUGAGUGAAUGUCGUCAAGAGACAAUAACAUGUAUUCAGCUACAUGAGAAUUCAUUGAACUCGUUACUUGAACAGGUUCAAGUCUCGAAUGAUACCUACCAUCCACUGCUCUGGUUUU
Messenger RNA from Hansenula anomala, 1143 nucleotides. RefSeq lists its product as uncharacterized. Lineage: Eukaryota; Fungi; Ascomycota; Saccharomycetes; Phaffomycetales; Wickerhamomycetaceae. The transcript has a single exon. The record is from RefSeq and is a predicted model, not a curated record. The coding region runs from base 454 to 1029 and encodes 191 amino acids.